UCGCAUAUUACUAGAUCCUGGCCUUUUUCAUUUUCAACUUCUUCGUUUAAUGGUAGUGCUAUUAGUAUGGGUGGUAAUAAACAAGUGAAUAACUCUGUGGAUGUGGUGGGCAAGUCCCAAGAAGCAAAUGUGUCAAGAAUCGGUGAGGGGCAAGGGAUUACUGAUCUGGGGAAUUUGACUACCAAGGUCGAAGAUGGAACAGGAAGGAUUCAAAAUGGAUCACUUGUUGCUGAGAACAGAAAUAAUUUGGCUUCAAUUGUGGAAGAAGUGAUUUUAGAGAAGAAUUUGGGGAAUUUCUCAGAGAGGGUAAAUAAUAAUGGAAGCUUCAUUGGUGAAAAAGAACAUUUAUGUGGGAAUUGCAGUCUUAAUGCCAAAGAAGAUGUGUAUUCGAAGAGAAUUAUUGAAAGGAAUUAUUCUGUGAAUAAUACUACCGAUAUGAAUGGCAAGGUCACUAAUAAUAAUAACAAUUUUAGUAAUUUGUCACAAGAUGGUGGGAAUGCUUCUCAGCCAAAUAAUAUUUCAAUCUCUUAUGAUUCUCGACUUAUGAAGAAGCAUGCAAAUUCUUUUGGAAAUUGUGAUAUAUUUGAUGGUAGAUGGUUGAGAGAUGAUUCAAAGCCAUAUUAUCCUGCGGGUUCAUGUCCUUACAUUGAUAAGGAUUUUGAUUGUCACAUUAAUGGAAGACCAGAUGAUGGAUAUGUUAAAUGGAAAUGGCAGCCAUACGGGUGUGACAUCCCCAGUUUGAAUGCAACUGAUUUUCUUGAGAGAUUAAGAGACAAGAAGCUGGUUUUUGUGGGAGAUUCACUGAAUCGGAACAUGUGGGAAUCUCUAGUGUGUAUACUCCGCCAUAGUGUCCGAAACAAGAAAAGAGUUUAUGAGAUUUCUGGAAAGACAGAGUUUAAAAAGAACGGUUUUUAUGCUUUCCUAUUUGAGGACUAUAAUUGUACUGUGGAUUUUGUUGGCUCGCCAUUUCUUGUUAGAGAAUCAUCAUUUAGGGGUAGAAAUGGAUCCAUGGAAACACUAAGAUUGGAUUUGAUGGACCGGACAACUUCAAUGUACCACGAUGCUGACAUCAUUAUCUUCAAUACAGGUCAUUGGUGGACCCACGAGAAAACUUCUAAAGGAGAAGACUAUUACCAAGAAGGUAACUAUGUGCACCCAAGACUUAAGGUGCUAGAAGCUUAUAAGAGAGCACUCACCACUUGGGCCAGAUGGAUUGACAAUAACAUUGAUAGCCAUCGAACUCAGGUUUUCUUCAGGGGAUAUUCUGUCUCCCAUUUUAGAGGAGGCCCAUGGAACUCAGGAGGACAGUGCCACAAAGAAACUGAGCCAUUCUUCAAUGGAACUUACUUAACUAAGUAUCCUUCAAAAAUGAGAGCUCUGGAGCAUGUGCUUCCGGAAAUGAAAACUCCAGUAGUAUAUUUGAACAUAAGUAGACUUACUGCUUUCAGAAAAGAUGGGCACCCGGCAAUAUAUAGAAUGGAAUACAAGACUGCCGAAGAACGAAUUGCUGCUGAGCGAGUUCAAGAUUGCAGUCAUUGGUGCUUGCCUGGAGUACCAGACUCUUGGAAUGAAUUGUUAUACGCCUCCCUCUUGAAAGCUGGAAUCGGAUCCUGGAGAAACUGAACAGAGUUGUAUACAAACUGGCAUUAAAUAAUAAUUAAUUGCUUGUACUCUUUUAGAUUUUUCCUGCCAAUUUCACAUGACUUAUGAGUUUUAAUUCGGCUUAGAAUAGUAUACAUCAAGUUUGUGCAAAACAGGCAGAUGUACAAAUGGAUUUUGCAUAUUAACGUUUCAAAUUACAAACAAUAUAAUUAGGUUUUCCAAAUUGGGAGGAUAUUGGU
Pistacia vera is the source of this 1841-nucleotide messenger RNA. Its product is annotated as protein trichome birefringence-like 2. The record is from RefSeq and is a predicted model, not a curated record. The transcript has 5 exons. Bases 67 to 1623 code for a protein of 518 amino acids. Lineage: Eukaryota; Viridiplantae; Streptophyta; Magnoliopsida; Sapindales; Anacardiaceae. Gene Ontology annotation, cellular component: Golgi apparatus. Gene Ontology annotation, molecular function: O-acetyltransferase activity.